Molecule: messenger RNA, 2089 nt
Organism: Monodelphis domestica (gray short-tailed opossum)
Lineage: Eukaryota; Metazoa; Chordata; Mammalia; Didelphimorphia; Didelphidae
Product: oocyte-secreted protein 3-like
Source: RefSeq, a predicted model, not a curated record
GAGAGGGAGAUCAUUGGAAACACCUGAGGGGGACAAUCAAGUAUAAAAUCCUAUGAAGUGUUAGCCCCUUUCUCAACUUCCUAUUUUGUUUUGAGGUCAGCAGCCUUGCUCUGGGAUUUAUUACAAUGAAAUCCCUUCUGGUAUUAGGAGUGCUGUGCCUUUUAGUUUGCCUAACUUGGGCUAAUGAUGAACCAGUGACUGUGGAAUGUAGUCUUCUCAUGUUCCGGGUGUCAGUGAAAAAAAAUAUAUUUGGUGCUGCCAAUCUUGUGACUGCUGAAGAACUGAUGCUUGGGACAGGUUGUCAAGUUAAUGGAGAGAAGCCAAAUAUAUUUGAGCUACACUACAGUGUGUCAGAGUGUGGGAUUCAGAUUAAGACUUUUGAAACACAUGCGGUCUAUAAAGUUAGUCUCCAUUAUACCCCAAAGAAUCCCACUUUUGGUCUUGUGACACGUGAAUUCUCCUUGGCCUGCACAGUGUUCAAGCUGCAAUAUUUCCAGAAGACAGAGAAUCCUGAUCUUUUUGGACCAGACAAAGAAGACCAAGAACCUAUUGACAUAAGAAACCAGGCUAGUGUUCCUGACCCCUCCUGUUGGAGACAAGCACUCCGUGAGAUCCCAUGGAGCAAAGCAUAAAGUCUCUGUAGAACAGGAGACUCAAUCUUGGAACCGGUUCUCUUUCCCAUCUUGUCUCUGAGUUCUGCAGUUUGUCACCUUCUUUGCCCUGGAGAUAUUGGGCUAUCUUGCAUCUUGAGAUAUUACCAAGGAGGUAGCUAAAGGACAGCCAAUGCGAAACAAGUAUAUCAUCCUCGCCACUCUGGUUCCAAACUUUGGGAAGCUGGCAUUGUUUAAACUUGCCUUGGUGAGCCUCUCAGGAUGUUUUUAACAUUCAUUUUAAAGAAAUAAACCUUUCCAGUACUGCCCUUAUUUUGUAAUCUCUGUACACAGUGGGGUUAUGUGAAUUUUAAAUAUAGAUUUUUUAGAGUAUGUAUAUAUUAAGUUUGUAGUAAUAUACACAUAAGCUAUAGACAUAUGAUCUCUAACUUUCUGCUAACUUAAUAAAAUGAAGGUGCAUGCCUGGCCUCUAAUCUGUUGCUAAUUUAUUAUAAUAAUUAAGAGAGUCUGGAAACAAUCAUGGUAAAAAUAUUGGCUGUUGUUUCUUUGUGUCCCAAGAAAAAUGAAUGAGUCAUUUUUUCUGACUCCCAACUCACCAGUUAGAAAAAACAAAACAAAACCACCACGCCAUAUUGGCCUCCACUUUGUGCUUAGUGAGCUGUAGAAGGAACAGUUCUCAGUGACAGCAAUUCUGUUUUGUGCCAGGCUGCGAAUCUUUACUUUUUCUGCUUAGGGGAGACUUGGAGAGUCUAUCUAUGAGGACUUGAGAAGCAGAGGAAUCUUGGAGUCUUAAUAAAAGUCUUAACUAUGGCCAAAUGGCUUUUCCUGUGGUCCUGCGGCAAAGGAAUGGUUUCUCCCCCCUCCAACCCCUUUUUAGACUUCAGUUGCAAGGAAAAUGAUGAGGUUUAUAUGAGGGAUGUUGUCCAAAAAUAUAUGUCAUAAGUAGAGACAUUUUCCUUUAUCUUUAAACCCUAUUCUCUUUGAAUUAGUGUCUGCCUCUGUCCAACACAGGGUCACAAUUUGGAAAUACUAGCUAGGGAAAUUAAAAGUGGUCUCUGAGGAUCCAGAGAAUUCACGAGAUUCCAUCAUCAUUGGCAUUUCCAUCAAAUCUCACCAUGAAAUCACAAGGAUUCUGUGUAACGUUUUCCCUCUCUGCAAAUAAGCUGCCUUGGCUCUCAUUUUCUCUCUGUUGUACUCCUGCUGCUCAUGUUGGUAGAUGGAGACAAGCUAAAAGGGGAGGGACAUGGGCAUAGAUAGACACGCUCCAUUUUCUGAGUCUCUUUUUAGGGAAAAUUAAGGCCCAGAAAAGCUGAGCAUACAUGUAUUCUGUAAUUCUAGUAGCACUUGGUCAGAGUGGGCAUGAUCUCUUUUCUUUGAGGGUGGAAGUGUUGAUGAGCUGCUAUGUAUUUAUAGUCUUUUCCUAGAAGAGAGAUUGGAUUUCAAUACAGGAAAGUGGACCUGAAAUUUAAUUAAAUGUU